Molecule: messenger RNA, 2118 nt
Organism: Durio zibethinus
Lineage: Eukaryota; Viridiplantae; Streptophyta; Magnoliopsida; Malvales; Malvaceae
Product: protein GRAVITROPIC IN THE LIGHT 1-like
Biological process (GO): negative gravitropism; response to red or far red light
Source: RefSeq, a predicted model, not a curated record
AUCAGCCAUUAACAAUCAUCAUCUCUUCUACUAUUACUACAUAUACUAAAUAAAUUAUAAAAAGAAAAACUUUAAAAUGUAGGUUUUUAAAGAUUUAAUCUAACAUUGUCACUGUUUUGAAGAGGAUUAAGGUUCAAGAUUCCUACAGAAUGAUGUUCCAUUGUUUUAUAAGCUUGUCAGUUCUUAAAAUCAAAGAAUCCAAGAUGUGGCUAACCAAAAAAAAAGAAUCCAAGAUGUGUUUAAAUGAAAUGUAAAUGGAAAUGAUUAACACUAUGCAAUGUACUGGCUUUUGUUGAAAGAUGAAAAUGAAAACUAUAGUUUCCUGAUCCCAUUUUAACUAUACGUAGGAGCAAAAGAAAGAAAAAUCUAUGGCCUGUGCAUCUUUUUCUUUUUUUCCCGCGCUGUAAAUCCUACUUUUUCGUUUCUGUCAAGCCAACCGCUCUCUCCGGCUUCAAUCUGAUAGUCAAAUCUGUGCUCUUGGUUGCUUUUUUAACAUAUCACAUUCACUUUCUUUUCUCCAAAUUCCUUUGUUUUUUGGGAGGGUCACAAUAACCCAAAAUCUUUCUGCUUUUUUUUUUUUUCAUGUUCCAAACCACAUUCACUCCCUUCAAUUCGUUCUAAUUUCAUCUGCCCAAAAUGGAAACAGUCAAACCCACAUCAACUUUCAGCAGCAACCAUAAGAGCAUGCUAGCAAGAACCUUUCAAAAGGUCAUCAACCUACGAACUGCAACAAAAGUUGCUUCAAGCAAUGGGAUUGGAAUCUGUGUUCUCACAUCCCAACUUAAAUUCCCACAAGAUGAUUCAACCCCAGAUCUCAAAACUUCUUCACAUGCAGACAAACAUGGGGACUACAAGGUUAAGCAAAAAGCAGUUUUGGAAGCUCUGAUUGCCAAGGUUUUUGCUAGUGUUACUUCUAUCAAAGCUGCUUAUGCUGAGCUGCAAAUGGCUCAACAUCCUUACAACAGUGAUGCUAUUCAUGCUGCUGACCAAGCUAUUGUGGAAGAACUUAGAGCUCUUUCAGAGCUAAAGCGCAAGUUUUUAAAGAAAGAGCUUGAUCUUUCACCUCAAGUUACUCUGAUGCUUGCGGAGAUUCAGGAACAGCAAAGCUUGAUGCGAACUUACGAGAUCACAAUCAAGAAGUUGGAAUCCGAUGUUGAAGAAAAAUGUUCAGACAUUGCUUUACUUCACAAGCAGUUUGAAGAUUGCAAUGCUUUUAACAAGUCCUUAGAAAAGAAACUAAACGCCAGUGGGCCUUUGUCAAUGUUUGAUAAUAUCCAGUUUACAACGUUGAAUCCAAGUCACUUUCUGCAAGUUUUACACUGUACUUUGAGAUCUGUUCGCAGUUUUGUGAAAAUGAUGAUCAAGGAAAUGGAGUUAUCCAAGUGGGAUCUUGAUGCAGCUGCUAAAACCAUUGAACCUGGAAGCGUUUUUGCAAAACAGAGCCACAGUUGCUUUGCAUUUGAAUCUUUUGUGUGUAAAAGAAUGUUAGAAGGCUUCAAUUCCCAUGAUUUUGGGCUCACAAAAGAUUCUGCCUCAAAAAAACUGGACCGUGAGCAUUAUUUCAACAAAUUCAAGAACCUGAAAUCUGCUCACCCAAAAUCCUUCUUAAUUCAAAACUCAAACUCUUCUUUUGCUAAAUUCACCAGAACCAAGUAUCUCAACCUUGUCCAUGCCAAAAUGGAAUGUUCAUUUUUUGGAAACUUGAACCAAAGGAAGCUAGUUACCUCCGGUGGGUUCCCGGAUACAGCUUUUUUCACAGCUUUUGCAGAGAUGGCUAGGCGCUUUUGGUUCUUGCAUUGCUUGGGAUUCUCAAUGCAUGAACAAGUUUCGGUCUUCCAGGUAAAGAAAGAUUGUAGAUUCUCUGAGGUUUACAUGGAAAACGUGAGUGAAGAAUCACCUUUUUCCGGUGAAAUCAACGAUGCAAAUAUUGAUACUAGAGUCAGUUUCACGGUGGUUCCAGGGUUCAAGAUUGGUAAAACUGUGAUACAAAGCCAAGUUUAUUUAUCACCAGUGAUUACUCCUCCGGUGAGUCAUUGAUCUUUUUUUUUAAUACUAAAUGUACAUGUAAUGGUGUUAUCCACGCUUUUGUUGGUUACACGCGCCGCUAGAUGUAAGGUU